Arabidopsis arenosa is the source of this 1014-nucleotide messenger RNA. The record is from the annotation of a GenBank genome assembly. Lineage: Eukaryota; Viridiplantae; Streptophyta; Magnoliopsida; Brassicales; Brassicaceae.
AAAGCAUAAGACUUGAAGGAAGCAAAAUGAGUUUGUGGUAUAUCAUUGUUGCCUUCGUCUUCUUUUCUUCUAUAAUCAUUACCACUUCCUAUAUGUAAGCCUAAACUCUUUUAAGUUUAUCUCUCGUCGACAUGAGUCAUCAAGAGAAAGCUGGACAAAGUGGCCGAAAGAAUCAAGGAUGUCAACAAGUCCCUAGAUAUUUGUGGAAGUACAUGAACACAAUUGCUUUGAUGGGUCUUAUCACCCUUUAUGGUGGAAAUAGAGUACUUCAUUGGAAGAAGAAAAAUCCCAAGACAGUGAAGUUUUUUACCGAUGUACGCGAGGAAUGCAAAAAUGGAUGAUCCCUAAAAGAUCCAAGACUAUGGUCGAAGGUUGCUUGGAAGUCGAAGAUAAAUUUCUUUGAUGGAGUAUGGAAAUUUUUUAAGAAGAGGAUAGACUUUUAAUGUUUCAUUUGUUUCUCCGUAUACUUAGUUCACAAAUUGUACAUUUAGAUACAAAUUUUGUGUUCGUAAUUGUGUUUCUUAUAUUAAAUUUGUAACUGAUUUCAGUCAUAUUUUUUGGUUAGUUCAUGCGAUGAAGAUUCAAGUAAUGUUUUCUCUGGUAAUAUCCUCUUCUUUUGUUUCAUGAAACUUAGAUCUCAUUUAGCUUGUUUUAUCUUGCCCAUAGGGUUUUCCCGUCAGUCCAGACCUUAGGGUUUAUGUAAAUUUGUAUGAUUCCCUUAAGUUUACACUUGUAAUUGGAUUCAGAGUUUAGUUUUACUAAUUCAUUGGCCGUUACAUUUUUCAAUGUUUGUGGCAUUAUUCAGUUCAAUAUUCAUCUUAUGUGUCUUAUUGUCCCCAUUUAGGUUCCAUUUGUUGUAGACCUUAAGGUUUAAUUUCCUUUCUUGAAUGUACAUUUAUGUGAUUCUUUUGGGUUGACCUUGUAAUUCGCUCUAGGGUAUAGUUUUACUAUUUGAUUGUCUGUUACAUUAUACACACAUAGAUUCAAUUUAGAAAAUCAAAGAGCACUCACUUA